AUGGUGACCUAUGAAUUGAAGAGCAAUACUUCCGUCACCAGCAGGGGUGGAAGCGGGGGAGAGGAGAACUCUCUGAUGCGGGAGCGUGAUAAUGCGCAUCUCCAACGGAUGGGAAAGAAGCCAGUCCUCAAGCGCAACUUCGGCAUCUUAUCGAUCCUUGGUUUCAGCUGUACUAUUCUGGGUACUUGGGAAGGUCUACUUGGUACUUUCACAGGCCCUCUCACAAAUGGCGGCUCCGGUGGUGCGAUAUAUGCCUACCUCUUCGGGUGGGUUGGCUGUUUUGCCAAUUUCAUGGUGUUGUCGGAAUUAGCCUCCAUGGCGCCUACUGCAGGAGGCCAAUACCACUGGGCUGCCAUGCUUGCCCCGGCCAAACUCCAGAAGUUUCUGAGUUUCGUUACAGGAUGGUUUGCCGUUCUCGGUUGGCAGAGUGCCUUCGCUGCCUGCGCGUUUUUAACAGGAAAGAUGAUCCAGGGUGCUGCGAUCCUAGGAAACAACUUGUACAAUGCUCUACCUUGGCAGGGUACAUUGAUUAUCUGGGGCUCACUAAUUCUAGCAUUGACAAUUAACUUGCUCGGUGGCAACUUGCUGCCCCGCCUUGAGGCGGUCCUUUUAGUUGUCCAUAUUCUUGGCUUUUUCGGCAUCAUUAUCCCCCUCGUCUAUAUGGCAGAUCAUAACACGAAGGAGCAGGUGUUUCUAUCUUUUCAGAACGGAGGAGGCUUUGCCACACAGGGACUAUCCUGGUUCGUUGGUAUGACCGCCUGUGCCUUUGCCUUUGGUGGAGGUGAUGCCGCAGUGCAUAUGUCCGAAGAGGUCGCAAAUGCCUCCACCGUCAUUCCCAAUGCUCUUAUGAUCAGCGUCGGAAUCAACGGCUCCCUCGGCUUUGGCAUGAUACUUGUUAUGAUGUUCUGCACCGACUCCGAUCUCGGUGGUAAGCUAGGGAGCAUCACUGGAUAUAACUUCAUGGGUAUCUUCAUGGAAGCCACAAACUCAGUGCCAGGUUCGUUGGCUAUGUGUGCCAUCGUUAUCACAAUUUAUGUCUGCUCGCUCAUGGGUCUACUGGCCGCGGCGUCUCGGCAGCUUUGGUCUUUCUCUCGAGAUAGGGGAGUUCCUGGGUGGCGAUGGUGGAGUCAGAUUUCUUCAACAAGACAGUUGCCUAUUUUCGCCAUCCUCCUUACAGUGACUGUCGCUACUUUGCUUUCCCUGAUUAACAUUGGUUCGCAUACUGCCAUGGAAGACAUUGUGUCCAUGGCAGUAGCAGGUAUUUACCUUUCCUACCUCAUGGUCUCGAUCCUGCUAUUUUACCGCCGAGUCCGUGGCGACAUCUCCCGAUAUAAUGACAAUGAGGAUGAUAUUAUCAACGUCCCGGGCGCAAAGCUUGUCUGGGGGCCUUUCCAUUGCCCUGGCCUCAUUGGUACCGCUAUCAACGGGUAUGCGAUAAUCUACAUCAGCAUAGUUAUCUUUUUCAGCUUCUGGCCAAGCACAAUGGACCCAACAGUGGAGACAAUGAACUGGAGUGUUCUGGCAAUUGGAGGCAGCGCCUUCCUUGCUAUUAUAUAUUACAUUGUGCGCGCUCGGCACGUCUACAAGGGCCCUAUUGUGGAAGUCUCACUAUAA
This is a messenger RNA of Penicillium vulpinum, 1614 nucleotides long. RefSeq lists its product as uncharacterized. Bases 1 to 1614 code for a protein of 537 amino acids. Gene Ontology annotation, cellular component: membrane. Lineage: Eukaryota; Fungi; Ascomycota; Eurotiomycetes; Eurotiales; Aspergillaceae. Gene Ontology annotation, biological process: transmembrane transport. The record is from RefSeq and is a predicted model, not a curated record. The transcript has 8 exons. Gene Ontology annotation, molecular function: transmembrane transporter activity.